Paecilomyces variotii is the source of this 318-nucleotide messenger RNA. RefSeq lists its product as hypothetical. NCBI's taxonomy places the organism in Eukaryota, Fungi, Ascomycota, Eurotiomycetes, Eurotiales, Thermoascaceae. Bases 1 to 318 code for a protein of 105 amino acids. The record is from RefSeq and is a predicted model, not a curated record. The transcript has 4 exons.
AUGCCUGGUGUUCCCCCAAACGCAUUUGCUCAGGUGAAGAAGAGCUUUAAGAAGCUCUUCAGCCGCAAGAAGAAGGGAAAGAAGGCGGACGGCCAGGCUGCUGAUCCAGCCGCUGAGACGAAACCUGAAGAGCCAGCGGCCGAAGGUGCUGCCGGUGCAGAUAAGCCCGCUGAAGAAGCCAAGCCUGCCGAAGACAAGCCCGCAGAAACGAAGCCAGAAGAAACCGCUGAAGGAGCUAAGACUGAGGAGACUCCGGCGCCAGCAGAAUCAGCUGCUGCUCCUGCCGCUGAGCCUGCUAAGGAUGAGCCCGCGAAAUAA